CCGGAGUCGCUGGGCAUAUGGGAUGACUUUGGCUCCAGCAUCCUCCCAGGGAAACAACAAAUAGCCAAAAUGAUGCCUGGAGGCUUAUCCGAGGUCAAACCUGCCACUCCAGAAAUUCAGGAGAUGAUUAACAAGGUUAAAUCACAGAUUGAAGAAGAAACAAAUGAGAAGUUUGAAGAAUUUGAAGCUGAAGAGUAUAAAACUCAAGUAGUUGCUGGCAUUAAUUACUUUGUUAAGAUUAAAGUAGGUGGUAGUCGUUACAUUCACGCGAAGAUAUUCAAAGGUCUUCCUGGACAAAAUGAAGAGUUGGUGCUUUGUGGUGUCCAGACUAACAAAGCAAAGGACGACGAGCUGACUGGCUUCUAGCAGCACCUUCCAAACGCCAUCUGAGUCCUUCCAUUGGCUACCAGUUAAUGAUCCCUGCUAAUAAUUAUAGCCAUAAAUAAAGAUGCAUUUCUUUUCAAAUGAA
Messenger RNA from Tupaia belangeri chinensis (Chinese tree shrew), 469 nucleotides. RefSeq names its product cystatin A (gene CSTA). Gene Ontology annotation, cellular component: cytosol. The record is from RefSeq and is a predicted model, not a curated record. The transcript is spliced from 3 exons. Gene Ontology annotation, molecular function: cysteine-type endopeptidase inhibitor activity. Lineage: Eukaryota; Metazoa; Chordata; Mammalia; Scandentia; Tupaiidae. Bases 70 to 366 code for a protein of 98 amino acids.